GCAACUGCGCAGGUGUGAGUUUGCGUGAGUUGCGCCGCACCCGGGCGGCGUGGCCGUCUCAUACGGCGAAGAGGAGGUGCAUGGAAGUACCCGAUGUUCGCACGUUGGACGCGUUUCGCCCGACCACGAAGACGUUGCCACACCGGUAAUAACACACGUGGCUGAUGCAGGAGGAAGAUCAAAAAGAAAAAGAAAAAAAAUACAGAAAAAAGCGGAGGAAGAUGAAGCGGUGAAAGCAACAGCGAUCGCAGCAGCAAGCAACAAGCAGGCCAACACCUCCGUCUCGUAGGACGUGUUUUCCCACUGGCACGCACCACACACAACGUGUCGUCUCCCUCUGCUCUUCUAAGGUUUGUGAUGAGGUGCGAGGAAAGAGAAAGGUAAAAAUGAGAGAGGAAUACAUAUAUAUAUAUAUAUAUAUUUUCUGUUCUUGUUUGAAACUGGUGGAAAGAAGAAGAGGAAGGAGUGAAGGCUCAAGGCUGAGGAGGCCCUUUUUUUUUCUUGGUAGAGGGUGAGCACACACGUACACACGCAUGCAGCUGCCCACGUUGUACUGUGGACCCAUCCGAUGAAGUCAACACACACGUGCGUCGAACUUUUGAUUUGCUUUCUCUGGCUGGACUGUACGGUGCAGCACACAAGAGGAAAAAAGCGCACAGUUGAUUUGCAAGGAAAUUGGAAAAAAAAACAAAAAUCAGGCGUCAAAGUACUUCGUUGUAGAAGUUUUGUCUCAUAACGACCAGACAGAGACGUGCCGGGAUGCUUGCACGGGCGUCGGGGGUGGGGGGUGGGGAAGGGAUUGUUGUAGCUCUGCGUAAUGCACCUUCUCGCCUCUCUCCAAUGGUGAACGUCUGUGUGCUCCUCUACUUUUUCUUGUUUUUUUCUGCACACGACGAAGAGGGAAGACAAGAGCGGCGAGGAACAAAUCAAAAUAUAAAAGAGUACAUUCACGUAAACGGCCAACAUCAGUAGCAGUGUCAGAAGACAACUCCCCCCACUCCCCCCGCGUUUCACGUUCGUGUAUCCUUCUUUCUUUUUGCGAAGUCGUUUUUGUUAGUUUUCGUCGAGCUGUGAAGCGGGAAGCUUAACAUGCGAUAUUAUUGCGUUGGUUUCUGUUUGGUGUUAUUUAUUGCCGACAUAUGUGUUGUGGUGUUCACGCCAACGUCCAAACACAUACACACACAGACACAAACAAACACACACACCUACUGUUUUUGACGAUAGUUUACGAUUGUUCUUAUGAAGAGGUGGCGAUGAUGAUGAUGUUAUUUUUUUUGUUUUGUUUUGAUGUUUCUCGCUGAUUCAUUUAUUGAUAUAUAUAUAUCACUCUCUUCGUUGGGUUUUUAUCUGAGGUUAUCACUAUUAUUAUUACUACUAUUAUCUCCUCCUCUUUAAUGUUAAAAAAGAAAAGUCAAAGAAGAGAGAGGGCGAGAUACAACAGUGUUCAAAUCUUCGGUGCGUCGUCAAUAACAACCAAAAACACAAAACAUAAUCGUCAACUUGCGGUGAAAGAAAGAAAAAGGUAGAAAGGGAAGGGCGAUGCAGCAACUGUGGUGUUGCGCGUUCUACGAACUGCAGACGCGUACGCCGGUUGGAGCGCGUUUCCCCUCACCCAGACUCCGCAGCUGUAACCGCGUUUGUGCGGUCGCGGUAGAGGAAGGGGGGGGGGGAGGGAGUGGAGUGUCGUCGGGUGAGGAAGCACUCUCUCUCUGUGCGUGUGUGUGUUGGAACGGUCAUUCCUCUUUCGUUGUUGAUGCACCGUCUGGGGGUGCGCUGCACUGCGUCACCGCGUUCUUUUUUUUUUCCCCUUUCCUCUUUCGCAGACGCGGUGCGCCUCGCACACGACGGAGACGGUACGAGGCGAAAACUCCAUUACUUGAAAGAUUGAAAUGUCCUUCUUCUCGCUCCCUUUCCUCUUCACCUUGUUUGCAUAUAUUUAUAAUUUAUACAGUGAUCUUGACGCACGCCGUCCACAACAGAUUUGUCCACACGCUUGUGGCGAACGGAGGGGUGUGUACAAAAGAAGAAUUGCCCUGCUUGGUGCUUCGGGGAUACAACGUAUACAUUAAGGGUGAGAGGGCUGAGCAACUGUUGUCGUCGUUGCGAGGGUGUCACACAAACACAUAAGUACCGUUCUUCAUAGAUUUCUCUCUUUGCCGAUUUAGGGUAUAUACAUUUGUUUUGGCGGUGUACGAGAGAGAGAGGCUAUUGCAUCAACAACGGAGAAAAGAAAGAAGCCCUCUCUAAAGCAAACAAGAAGGAGUUCAGGUAGCACCACAAUCAAAAACGGGGGGAUACAGAUCAGCAUUUGCCAACGGGCAACGCCGACGAGGAGUGACGCUGCGCUGCUGCGUUGGGCACCGAAUUGUGUUAUUUUUUUUUUUUUGGAUAGAACAGGAAGCGGCAACCGAAGCAGAAUGUGCCGCCGCCGCCCCGAUCGUCGGCCACCGCAGCGACGCCGACUCCUGUGGCUGACAGUAGGCGCCGCGCUUCUGUGCCUGGCGUUUUUGGGCGGUCCGUUCUUCAGCGGCGUCGUCGCUGUACGCGCAGCCACAACCACCCAUCCGCACCCGGAUCGGCCCAGCACAGAAGGCACAAAGAAUGCCGAAUACGUCUUCCAUAGUCUCGAGGAGCUCAAUCGGCACGUACACGGCGCACCGUACAGCUUUCGUGCCUUAGGAACGUCGACGACGGCAGCGGAGAGGGAAGACCGCGGCAGCAGCAACGACGAGGGCAACGAUAAGCAUGGGCCAGCGGAGGCAAACGAAAUGGCAGAAGCACUGGAGCUGUACACCGCCUCGGCUUCAUCUGUGUUCCGCACUCUUCCGGCCCCCGAUGCGGCAGUCAACUUCAAUGCGGUUUCGUACUCACAAGAAUCAGCUGAGGUAAACCUCAGCGCUGCGUCGAUGUGCGCCGCUGACUUCACCUGCCCCCGCUCCUCCGUGGCGUGGGCGAGCGGGUCGUUUGCCGCGACUGGCCUCCUCACACCGCACAGUCUUACCCUUCCCAUAGGGCUGGAACUGCGGCUCAGCCUGUGCUGCCAGUACCGGUUCGACGGUUCCCUCCUGCGCAGCCGCGAGCUGUACGACGUGUUUCUGAAGGAGCUUCUGCAGGCGUCUCCUUUUCAAGUACUGAGCGCUGCGGAGAAGCGUGAGCUGUUUCCGCAGCACCGCAUUUACGUGGUUGACACCUGGGACCGGAGGCGGGCGUACAACACGAGCUACACCCCGACCGAAGACGACGCGGCGACACACAACGACGGAGAUGGAGAUGUGCUAGUGCUGACCACUGGGUUUUUGACACCGGCGGCGUUGCAGAAGGUGCUGUCCUCCUCCGCCGCCCUCGCGGACAUCAGCAGCAGCGGCAGCAGCACCGGCGGUAACAGUGGUGCGUCUGCACACGACGCUGCAGCGGACGGCGUCACCCAGGACAACUUAGAAAAGCAUGGUGGCUCCGCCGUAGAGGCGGUGGAAUUUUCUCCCGGCACCGAUAUGCAGCUACGCGUCACCAACCGCAUUCUCAAGUGCAAGUGCCCGCACAUCCUCCGUGUCAUGCCUCUCCUGCACGUGCGGCCAGACGCAUUGCCGCCGAUUGCGAUCCUGGGCCUCGGCUCCCACUGCGGCGUGCCACCGAGACCAAGCGGACAGACGCGGUCUUCUCGCGCGACGGGGGCUGCCGCGUCGUCCCGCCCGCGCAUCCACCAGGUGCGCCGCGCGGACAGCACGACGGUGUUCGCGGCCUCGUUUGAAUUAACGCCGCGGCUCCCGCCUACGACGCUCGUCAGCUGGACCGUUCGGCCGGUGGGGGAGCCCGAGGGCAACGAGCGUGGGACAGAGGAAGGCGCGUCGUCUGGUGCUCCCGCGGCGGCCGUGCUGCGUCACACUCGCCUGUUGCCGGUCGUGCUGAACGCGUCGGGCCACGUGCAGUACAGCAGCUCCGCCAGCCCCUUCUUUCUUGUGCAGCCCAACGUGCGCUACGAGGUGUCUGUCACCGUCUCGCGUGGGCCGAUGAGCUCCUUCACUAGCUUUCAAACUGCGGACAAUCAAGGCGAGGCCGAUCGCGAGGACGGCACGGCAGAGCGUUCGGCAGGCAGGGGCUCUGCUGCAAGACCGUGGUCCGCAGCCCCACGACAAGGCUGGCGACACCUGCACAUUACCCGCAGCUCUCGCGGCCGUUUGGUGCUACGACUCCCUUUCAAUCGCAGCUGGGCCCUCCCCCCGACCCACCCAACUCCACACUUUGGCUUCCGUCGGUCCAUGAAGCUGUCGAACACGACGCUGAGCCACGUCGAGGUAGCCGCGGCGCUGCAUCCGCAGUUGCACCCAUCGACGUUGUCGUCAUCACCAACGUACUCCUCCGCUGUUGUGACGGAGUCGAAGGAUGAGCCAAACAGCGGCGGGACAGGCUGGUUCGGAUUGGGCCGAUGGACGGGCAGCGGCGCCGCCACCACCACCACCACCACCACCCACCAUCGAACACUUUCCUACUACGGCUACUGGGAGAACGCCCCUCUGCCCGAUCAGCUGCUGUCGCAGCACGCCGUGCACGUGUCCUCGAACCCGUUUACGGAUCCCUCUCCCGCAGGGGUGGCGGUGCCCCUCUUUGUCGGUCGUAACCUUGUCGCCUACGUGGUGCGCGAUGUGGAUGACGUGUGCGAGCCGGUCGUGCUCGAAGGACGGGAGAUAUGGGCGGUGCAGAGUAUCAUUGAAACGCCCGGACCGCUGACGGCGUGCACGGAGCGGACCGACGUCGCCGCACUCGUGCUGCGGGAGCUGUAUCUGCGGAUGCGCAGUGAGCCAAAGAUCGACGUGACGGUGCCGAGCACAACGUGGUCGACAGACCGCACUCGACCGGCGGAGGUGGCGGCAGAGGGCUCCUAUCGUUGUGACGCCGUCGACAAAGACGCUGGUGCGUCUGCCUCCCGGUGUGCGGCGGUCCCCGAUCGCGAGCGAGAUGGCAGCGAGUGCUUUGCCGCAUUGCAGAUGAACCACCGCGGCGUAUAUGAGACGGUGUGGGUGGUGCGGGUGGCGGUGCGUGACGCGCGGCUGGCAAUACCGGAAAACCUGGACCCGCUCUACGCCCGCGUGGUCCAAGCAUCCGACCUGGCAGCUGCGAGUUCCUCCGCUGCUGCUGCUACUCCUGAUGCCGCCACCGCGGCGGUGGCGGUGGUGGAGGUGCGCUCGCACCCCCUGCUCAUCGUGCGUCGCCAGGCGAGCUACCCAGCCGUGGUGAAGAUAGAGCUUCCCAUGCACGCACGCCGCUGGCUGAUCACCGCACCAGCUUCUUCAUCGUUCUCCUCCUCUCUUCGGCGCGCCAAGGGUGGUGGAGGCGGCGGCAGUAGCGGGCCACAGACACCGGAUGUUUUGUUAGACAACGCACCAACAGGGUACUGGCGAUCACGCCCGCCGAUCCACGUGCUGUCGGUCGACGAGCGGCGUACCGCGGAGCUCGACACGAAUGACGUGCCGAACGUGCAGCGCACCCUCCCGAAUGGCACCCUCGAGUUUGUGGCGCAAGACAACGGCGAGGUGCUGGCGCUAUCGACGAAGACGCACGGUGAGGUGCGGGCUUUUGCCUACACUGCGAAGUGCCCCGAUACGUUGGUGGAGUACGAACUGCAUGUCGUGGCCUUCCCGCCCCUGCCCAUCACACCGGCCUACGCACCCGUGUACACGGAGGAGGGCUGCGUCGUCCUCGUACCGCCGCGUGCGGUGCGUAAAGACGAGGUGGCGGAGUGGCAUGUGCCGCCAUGUGCUGCAGCUGCUGCCGGCACGGGUGCGGCGGGACGUGGGCCGUACCUGAUCGAACGCAUGCUCUCGGUCGAAGAGCAAGAGGAGCACGCGUACGUGACGACCGUGAGCGACGGGGGCGAGCCGCUGCUGUCCCCCACGCAGUCUCGCGACACGUCUGCGCAGAACAGGACGCUCGAGGCGGCAGCGGCUGCUGCAUCCACAGCAUCGACGGUGGCACGACGGCCUGUCACGGCGCUCAUGGCCUGCGGGGUAGAGGUGUAUCGGCGCUGCGAUGUGGUGUGGUCCGUGCACAACCUCGUCGCCGCGGUUCAGAAGACGUACUCCCUGCGCCGCUGCCAGCGACCGCCUGCGGUGCUCUUCCACGCAAACGACCGACAACGGCGCGUGUCGUACCCGCAGCGCGGCGUCUUUCAGCUGCCAACGGUGCGGGAGACCGUGUAUGUGGAGGUGAACGCCACGCCAGGCACGACGGGAACUGCGAGCGGCACGGCCUCGCGCACCGUAGUGCGGGUGAGCCGUCCGCGCGAGAUCAUCCCCAUCGCGGGGUACCACAGUACAUUGGGCUACUCCUUUAACUACACGGGUGCGCAGGAGCACUUUGGGAUGCACCUGCACCCGUUGCCCAGUGCUGCAGCGCAUCAGCUGAUGAGCACGCAGCACGACUACGUAGCGGCGGAAGACGGAGUCCUGGUUUUGCGGCGUCGCACAGGGAUGGACAUGCAGCAGCCGCAGCAGAAUCCACCCGCAACAACAUGGCAGGCGGAAAGUGGAGUCGAGGAUGCCAACGCGAACUCCUUCUGGUCCGAGUAUGAGGCGAACAGCGCCACACCUUUCACCCGUCGCGCAAGCGGCAGGGCGUACAAUCCAGCCGCCUCCGCGACGACGAUGACAUCCAGCGAGACCGAAGCCCGCGCGCAGCAACAGGAGCGCAGCCGCCGAAUGGACCAGAGACUGGAGGAGACGUACAUCAUCGAGCACGAGCGUCACGCACGGCGGCUGCGCGUCGCGGCGGUGGGCAACUCCUCGCUCUUCCCGAUGGACUACGCUGUCCGCGGCUCCUCCGCCGCAGCCGUGCGCAGCGCCGCGGCCGCCGAGGACGAGCGAGAGUUCGCGCGGCGUGGGAUGUGCGUGGAGCGGCCGGGCUACAUCGCCGUCUUGGCCGUCAACCCACGUGGCUCCGUGCGCGAGGAUGAGCGCUACGGGACGGUGCUGCCGGCUCCCGCGGCCCCCGCCGUUGCGGUGCUGCCCUUCUGCGCCCCGCAGUACACCUUCGCCCGCUACCCAGAGCUGUCGUCUGUGUACGGCUACGAGUACACGUGGACCUGCCCGGCAGGGGAGACGAUGACGGUGACGAAGUACCAGCCGACCUACUCGGUCCUCACACACACGCCGGAGCGGCGCGGCAGCGGCAGUGCGACGGCGUCGGCCGAUGUUGGUGCGGAGGCGCAAAACGAAACGCUCUGUGAGCUAGCCGUGGUGAACCACAUCACCAAGACGGAGCAGCGGGAUUGGUUUCUCGUGCGGCGCGUCUACCCGAGCCCGCUGCCGGUGACCUCACUUGUGGUGCUGAGCGACAACGCGGCGGACUCGCUCCAGAUCACUGCGACCGCCUCACCCGCUGCUAUGCGUCUGCGAGGGCCGCAGAGCCGCAACGGGGCCACUCCGCGAGCAUCCACGAGCAGCAGCAACAGCACGGCGACCGUCAUCACUAUGGAGGAGCUGUAUAGCGCACCAGCCAACACGUAUCCGUUUACCAAGGCCCGCCGUGUGGUAGGCAAGAGCGUCGUGCUGCACGUGGAUGCCCCAUCCGCGAUCGGCAAGGCGCGGUGGGCGGUGGAGAGCAUCGUCCCCGCCACCACGAUCACCGUCGGCACGCAGGUGCUGAUGUCUGAGGUGGAGUUCCACCACUUACACCGCCAUCCAGCCGCCGUGGCACGUGGGCGUGGUGGGGCGACAGUGCUCGUGAAGGGGCUGCGCACCCCGGGCCUGUACACCCUCAGCCACACCCUGCCCGACCCCGAGAACCCCUCCGUCUGCCCCCCUGUGAUCUUGACGGAGAUGCUGGACGUCUUUCACGCGCGGGUGCUGGCGAAGGAGCUGUUUGUCUGCGGUGACACGGCUGCCCUGCAGGCGGUGCCGCUGCCGCGCGAGAUCGCCCACGAGUUUGUGGGGCAGUGGGAAGUGGUGUCGCACGCCACGGAUGACAACACGGUGUGGACCGCCGGGGUGAACUUCACGGGCAUUCGCUUUGAGCGCGGCGCGCGGGCAGAGACGCUCGUGCAUGGACUGCCGUUUGGCGUCAUUACGAUGCGAUGGGCCAUCUAUCGACUCCUUUCUUCCACCAGCAACAACAAUAAUGCGGCUCCCUUGAGCGAUCUUUCUGCGAUGCGUAGGAACAAACAAGCGUACCCCACCGGAGGACACAGUAGUGGUGCAGCAACAGCAGAAGCAGCUGCGGCGCAGCAGCGCGUGUUGGUUGACUACGACACCGUCGAGGUCUUCGUGCUGACGGAGAACUUGCCCUCGCACCGGCUCGUGACGCUGGCGGACGAGGCCACUAUUUUCACCUCCUCCUCUACACAGAACUGGAAGCUGGAGGGCGUCGUGAGCGGACUGAGCGACGGUGGCGUGGCCUCCACCAGGGUGCGCCUGUCGCAGGGCAUCGUGGCCAACUACAGCCAGAGCACCGUCAACCCGUUUGCCGACGCGGUCGGCAAUGAUGAAGUGCAGCGGGCGAUGUUCCACACCUACUACGGCCUUCACCCUCGACUGGGCAGCGGGGCUCUGACGCUGCAGCACCUACCCGUCGGUACCGUCCACCUUCGCUAUGACGUGGUGCCCUCGUUGAGCGUCUUUGGCAAGAUGAUCGGGCACACGUGCGCGCUCCAGGGCUAUUACGAUGUGGAGCGGGUGUCGGCCUAUCUAACCGCCACUACCUCCCUCGACCACGAGUGUGACGGCUACACCGGGCAAGGACGCAUUACGCUGUGCCUGCAUACGGAGGGCACCGGGAUUGCAGGUGCCGGCACCGCUGCUGCACCCCGCUCCUCCGCCAAAAAGCAAGGGCGUGGUGCGCGAGCCCCAACGCAGCUCGAUGCGUUGUUUUGGCAGUCGCAGGUGCGUCUGGUGGCGCCAGAGACGCUCGAGGACACCAUCAAGCGAGGGGCGCGCGAGGUCGAGCAGCUCAGCGGCGGCCGAUGCGCAACGCCGUGGUGGGUGGCCCCAUCGACGCAGUGGUUGAACCCCUCCUACACCUCCUCGCUGACGGGGCCGACGGCGUCGGGCUCCGCGGUGCUGCCGGGCCGCUGCGUCUCCUUCGGCGUGAAGGCCAGCCGCCACCUGUCCCCACGCGAGGCAGGGCAGCCGCUUUUUCUCGCGGUGCCGCGCGCGUUCACCUCCGUCGGGGGUGGGGCGGUGUCUGCUCGAAUGGACCGCGAGGGCAGCCGCCGCCGCACUAGCAGCAGCAGCAGCUCUUCCGGCGCCUGCCCGUUCCACGGCGACUUCAUCUCGACUCGGGUGAUCGACGGGUCGCCGUUGGUAGAAGGUGGGACGGCCCUGAAGUCCUCGUCGACAGCAGCCCGCCCCUCAUCGACGGCCUCCGUCGGCUCGCUCUUCGGGUUUACGCAACUCUUUCAGCUGGGCCUGCCUCACAUGACCGGACGCAGCGAGGGGAGGAAGGGCGGCAGCGGCAGCAGCGACAGCGACGGCGACGGCAGCGCGUGGGGGAUUCGCUAUUUGCCGGUGCUGCAGCCGUCGUCGCUGCGGCGGGCCAACGCGACGAUGCGACCCAUGGUGGGCCUGCGUGGGGUGUUGGAUGACGUGACGACGGAGCUGAGCAUUAGUGGCCCCGGCCACGCAUGGCGUUUUGGUGAGCCACGAGACGAAGAUGGGGAGGAGAGGGCGGCGGCGACGGUGCUGCUGCGCCUCGACCUGACAAACGCGAAGCACUUUGGUGGGUACACGGUCUUUACAGCCGACCAGGCAGUCCCAGCGCAGGCGGCGUCCUCUUCCUCGUCCGUCCCCACUGCGGCACCACCGCCUCCACCGCAGCCCCUGUCGGUCCCUCAUCAAAGUCUCCUGUACAGGUGUGUCGCGGGCACGGUGCGGGGGGCCGACGUGCUGCAGUACUGGUCGGAGACGAACCGCCCCGACGGCCGCGUCGACCGCACGGCGCAGGAGUGGCUCGACUACGCGUACGCCGUGCGGGAUGCACCGGCAGCGUGCGACGUCCUCUUCACCUCGCUGGACCACCUCGUCUCGGACGCCUACGGCCCUUCGUUCAGCGCCCCCCAGCACACGAGUAACCCCAAUAACAACAACGGUGGUGGUGGUGGUCGCCGCCGUGUGUUCUCCUCGAAGCCUACACCGCACCAGCAGCAGCAGCAGCGGCAUCCGAAGCCGCAGUACGUGUCCCUGACGGAGAUGGAGCAGCAGGUGGAGCGGCUUCGCAAGCAGUACCGAUGGACCGCCGACGGCAUCGACGUGACGGGCCUGCCGACGGACGUGCAGAGCGCGCUGAGUCACCGGCGGGUGACUACAACGCAGCUGCGGGCGAUUGAGGCCUCGCGGCGCGCCCGGCAGGCCGCUGAGGAGGCGCAGAAGCAGCAGCAGCAGCGGCAGCAGCAGCGGGAGCUAGAGAAUGCGCCGUCGCACAUGUCGCCGAUGGAGCGACUCACCGCGGCUCUACGGGCCUAUCGCGGUGUAGCACAAGGUGGCGAGGUGGCGGUGCUGCGGAUUCGGCUGCCCCUACACGACGCCUUCACGGUCCCCUACGAUCUCUUCCUCCGCACGGCGCUGCACAAGGAUGUGCUGUGCGGCACCGCUGUCGAUCCCCCGCCGGCGUUGCGGAACCCGACGGCCCCGCCAACGGUGAUGAAUCCGUACUCGCUCGUGCCGCUCGGUCGGCUGGAGAUCCGCGACGUUGCGCCUGCGCUGAGUCUCUACCCGCCGGUGAUGAAGCAGUGCGAGGUAGAGGGCGGGCCGCCGGUUCUCACCUUCGAGCUGACGGGCGCGAUCUUCGCGCACGAUCGUUUCUCGGCCGACGAGGUCCUGCUGGAGGAGGUUCCCAAUCCUGAUCUGGUGAAGCUCGGGCGUAAUCAGCAGCAGCACCCAGAGGUGGGGCUGACUGCGUGUGUUGCCGAGAUGCGACGGGGCUUGAAUGCCGUGGUUGAGGCCGGUUCACGCAAGCGCCUCUAUCUACAGCUUGGCGCCUGUCCCUUCUUCAAGAUGUUGACGCCGGAGGAGUACAACGAGCACCAGGACAGCGAGGCGCUGCUGCGCCGACUGCAGUUCCCGCGCUUUCUGCGCGUAACCGUGCGGCGUGCCAUUCGGCCGGACAGUCAUCUGUCGGGCAGCGCAUCCACCGCAGGGAGACGUGAUGGCCCGCGGCCCGCGCUGCAGAACCUUUCUUCUUCUGCGUCGUCUACCGUCACCGUCGUCGCACCGACCUCGACGGAUGCCAGUUUUCUCGUCGAAGUGCGUCCGACGCUGGCGCGGCUGCACCUUCGCUCUUCCGCGGAUAUGGAUCCUCCUCCGGAUACUCGCCCGACAGCUGGAUCGUGGAGGCAGCGCGGAGAUGGCGGGCGCCGUCAGGAUUCCGUGAAGCGAGUUAGCGGCAGCAGCUGGUGGAGUCGAAGCACCGCGACAAGCCACGAGGAUCCCCCGCAGGCCGCGAUGGGCGGGGGUGGUGCAACGACGGCCACCACCGCCGCACCAACUUCCACAGCAGCAGCCGACGACGACGCAUCCGCCUUCUCGUUCGCCCCAACGCCUGCCCGGCCGCUUGUGUUGUGUGAGGCCGAUCUGCACCGCUACGGCUUCCAGCUGGGGAUUGAGUUGAUCGGCGACACGUGGACGCAGCCAGUGGGCGAGGAGGGCGCGUCCACAACCACUGCAGUAGCGUCUUCUGCCGUGUCAAGCAGCACACGGCACACCGUCCUGCCACGGCAGCGCGCGCCGCCGAACGUGGCCCUCAUCAACAGUUUCAGCGUCGUGGAGCACCACAGCCUCGACAGCAGCCACCACCUCUACCUGAAAGGCGGCGGCGUCUACCGCUCCCACUUUAUGAACUACCUCUUCACCACCUUGCUCAGCGACCCGGCGGUGCUGCGUGACCACGCGUUUGUGCAUCGGUACAACCGCACCUUUGUCAGCAUUGUUGUCCCUCCGCUGUCGGCCGUGUCGGCCCGUCGUGGGGGCUUGCUGAGCAGCGGCCUCACAAAUGGGAUGGUAGACGACGAAGAGGACGCAGAUUUUUACGCCGCACAGCAGCAGCAGCAGCGGCGGCGUUACGGGCCAGCGAAUGGCGACGACGCGUCCACCGCCUCCGCGCCAGUCGGCGCGGUCCUCCCUGCGGUGCGGCAGUUUUGCAAGGUGGAGGAGGUUCUGUUCGCGGUGCCCGGCAUCGCAACGGAGUGCCGCGGCUGCCUGCUGGCGGACACGACCUUCUUCGUGGCAGGCGAUCUGACCGGUGCUUGGACUCUCCCCACGUCUGCUGCGCCGUCUGCCGCACCGGGGAGGUGGUGGUCGAGUGAAACCUUCACCCGUCCGCUGGUCGUGCCGUGGGACAGCGUGGGCAGCAUUCCGCGGGAAUGGGUCUUUGAGUGGGUCUGCCCGACUGCGGCGCAUCGCGCGUUGGAGCGCUGGGCAUUACAGUUCCGCCGCAGCGAUGUCUCUGCCCUCUCGAUAGUGAUGGAUGUGGUGCUGUACCGUGUGCGUGGCCUCCAGGGCGAGGAGCUCCCCGCGCCGCAGCGUCCGACGGUGCUGCUGUCCAGUCAACCCUUUCCUCUGGCGGAUAUCUUAGCGCACAAUCGCGUCGUCCAUCGCUCAACGGCGUCGCAUGCCUCCUCGGCGGGGUCUGGGUUCUUUGAGCCGUCGGUAGCGGCCGCCCCACUGCGUCUACGCGUGGCGGAUUCUGCGGCAGGGGCGGCUUACACCCGGCUCACCGACGACGUGCUGCGGCACCGGCGCCACGCCUGGACGACGAUGGAGUACCACCGCGAUGACCGCGACGCCGACGGCCUGCUCGUCGUGAACGCGUCAGUCUUUUUGAAGGUGUGCGCCGGCGGCGGCGGUGGCGCUGGUCCGGCAGCCUGCACGGUGGUGUCCAUCGCAGACUCGCUGCUGACGGUGGAGCCGCCAAGGGCCGCCGCCCCUCAAUGGGCGUCGUGGCCGCGACGUAUGUUUGGGCUGGGCAGCCAGGCAGCGACAGCGGAGAGGUCCACCGCACUCAGGGCAUCUCCGCUUUCGCCUUUUGUGUUGCUACACCACGCCUUCAUGACCUAUCUGUGCUAUGAGCUUAUUCCACUGUUGGGGAUAGUGACGCUGAAGGAAAACACAGGUGGUGGCAGCAGAGGUAGCGCGUCGACGUCGGAGUCCUUCACGGCGGAUCAGCAGCGCGCGCACGUCGCGUACACGGCGAUGACCCUUGUCUUCCUGUUCUUCAGCUACGCGUACGUGCCGGUUGUGUGGGUGAUGCUGUGCCUGACGAUCUGGUCGCUGUCGUUGUACUGCAGUCGUCGGCCGGAGUUGGUGGUGUUGCUUGUGGGCUCCGUCCUCUACUCGCACUACCUCAUGUAG
Leptomonas pyrrhocoris is the source of this 13331-nucleotide messenger RNA. RefSeq lists its product as hypothetical. The record is from RefSeq and is a predicted model, not a curated record. The transcript has a single exon. Lineage: Eukaryota; Euglenozoa; Kinetoplastea; Trypanosomatida; Trypanosomatidae. Bases 2418 to 13331 code for a protein of 3637 amino acids.